Messenger RNA from Trichoderma virens Gv29-8, 1224 nucleotides. RefSeq lists its product as uncharacterized. The transcript has 5 exons. The record is from RefSeq and is a predicted model, not a curated record. Gene Ontology annotation, cellular component: plasma membrane. Gene Ontology annotation, biological process: nucleobase transport; transmembrane transport. The coding region runs from base 1 to 1224 and encodes 407 amino acids. Gene Ontology annotation, molecular function: nucleobase transmembrane transporter activity. Lineage: Eukaryota; Fungi; Ascomycota; Sordariomycetes; Hypocreales; Hypocreaceae.
AUGCCAGGAUACCUUUAUCAGGCUCCGAUACUCUUGAAGGAUCGAUCACUACGUCAAACUGUGCAAUGCUGGACUGGUGGCAAGCUAGCCGCGGUCUGCAUCACAGCCAUCUGGCCUUCCUUCGCCACUAUGCCUAACUUUCUACCUGCGAGCAUGCCCGCGACUAGAUAUGAGUUUGUCGGCUUCAUUGUCUUUUGGGUACUCUCUGCGCCUUUCCUCCUUGUCGCGCCCGAGAAAUACAAGCUUCUCUUCCAGUUGACAUCCAUAUGCUGUGGUCUGGGUAUGCUGGCUAUGAUGAUCUGGGCACUUGCCACGGCUAAGGGAGUUGGGCCCCUUUGGACAACCGGACAGACGAUCCCAUCAACGUCCUCCUGGAACUCGAGCUGGUUGAUCAUGAUGGGUAUCAACCAGAUGAUAGGGAAUUUUGCUGCAGGUCUAACGAACGGGAGUGAUUUCUCUAGAUACUCUCGAAAUUGGAAGCACUACUUCGGCGGGACGUUUCUCUCUGGUGUUGUGGUCGGAGUGCUCGUUUGUUUUUGCGGCCUAGUCACCACCAGUGCUGCCCAAAAGAUCUAUGGCGAUGUCUACUGGAAUCCACCCGACCUUUUGAUGGUCAUGAUGGACAGCGGCCGCGGCUCAUCCAAAAGUCGAGCUGGCGUCUUCUUCCUCUCUUUUGGCUUUGCGUUGACCUCCAUGUUUCAGAAUGUUUGUGGAAACGUAAUUGCAGGGGGCAUUGACCUUGCUGGCCUGUUCCCAAAUUAUAUCAACAUCCGCCGCGGUGCCAUCAUUACAUUUUUUUUCUUGCUUCGCCAUCAGAAGAUCCAGGUGAGCCAUUUGUAUCGACCAUAUGACUCCUCAUACUGGUUCUGGCACGGCAUCAACUGGAGGGCCAUCCCAGCCUGGCUUUGCGGAUGGGCACCGACGAUUGAUGCACCCAGAGCAGUAUACCUGCUUUUUUACAUGGCUUUCUUGAUCGGUAAUUACCCUUCUCUGUCUGGCGUCAGCACACGAUGGCUUGCUAACUCUCUCCAUGCAGGGUUCUUUAUCAGCUCACUUGUUUUUUAUGUGCUGAACAAGUUGUUCCCGGUCGAGGGCUAUGGCCAACAAGACGAGGUGGACGUAUACGGUGCUUUCACACCCUCCGAAGCUCUCAAACUCGGGAUUGCUACACCCUCUGACCCUCGUAUUUUUUGUAUCUUUUCCGGUAUGCUUCUAAUGGUAUGA